UUGUUUUCCCACAUGCGAUCAGUCGGUGCUGGGGGCUGUAGCGGGAGCAGAGUGCUAGGACUAUUUCCAUGCAAUGUCGUUGUAGUUACAUGUCUAUUACUAUGUGGAUUGACUGAUUUAUCAUCAAAACUAGCUUAAAAGGCAAAGACUUACUGAAAAAGACGGUUACAUUUUUGCAGGCAUAAUUUCAAAGAAAUGGAUCCCAUAAGGAAGUGGACCCCUAAACAAGUUGUCGAUUGGAUGAGAGGCCUGGACGACAGCCUACAGCAGUAUGUCCCGUACUUUGAGCGGGAGAAGAUUGACGGGGAGCAGCUGUUGAAGAUCUCCCACCAGGACCUCCUAGAGCUGGGGAUGACCAGGAUCGGACACCAGGAACUGGUGCUGGAGGCUGUCGACCUGCUCUGUGCUCUGAACUACGGGGUGGAGACAGACAACCUGAAGACUCUGGUGGGUCGUAUGAGAGCGGCGUCCAACAACCUCCAGAACUCAGCGUCUGAGCGCAGGAAGAACCCGUCGUACGAGAGGCAAAACUCCCACAAACCCCCCAACGACUUCCUCACUGCCGUGGUGGAGCUAAUCGGAGCCGCCAAGUGUCUGCUGGCCUGGCUGGACAGGACUCCUUUGACAGGGAUCAGUGACUUCACCUCCACUAAGAACCGGAUCAUUCAGCUGUGUCUGGAGCUCACCUCCACUGUUCAGAAGGACUGCACAGUUUAUGAGAUGGAGGAGAAGAUACUACAAGUAUCUGUGGCUCUGAACGUAAUCUGUGAGCAGACAAUGAGGAUGACCUCCGACCCUCAGAAGAGUCAGUCGGCCUGUCUGGAGGAGGUCCACAUCACCAACGUCAGACCUGGAGAAGGACUGGGGAUGUAUAUCAAAUCCACCUACGACGGGCUUCACGUCAUCACUGGAACCACUGAACAUUCUCCGGCAGACAGAACACACAGGAUCCAUGCUGGAGACGAGGUCAUCCAGGUCAACAAGCAGACAGUGGUGGGCUGGCAGCUGAAGAACCUGGUGGGUAAGCUGAAGGCGGACACCGCCGGCGUUAGUCUGGUGGUGAAGAAGAGGCCCUCGGGUACCUGUAGCUUCACCCCGGCCCCCCUAAAGAACAUGCGCUGGAGGCCCCCCCUGGUGCAGAGUGCCCCCAGUAUGCCCAAGAUCCAGUCUCCAAAACAUGCCCCCUCUGAAGCCCUCAUGAAGAAAGAGAAGCAGACCAAUCUGGACCUGUUUAUCCCUCCUCCCCCCACUGUCCCAUACACCCCGCGGGAUGGGAAGUCUAAAGUGAUUGUGAAGGUCCAACUGAGACCAAAGGGUUCUCAGUCUCCUAACUCCUUCCUGGAUGAGGGUAGACGACGCUUCACCAUCGCAGACUAUGACAACAAGAUCAAAGUCUGUCCUCCCCCUGAGCCCAACAUCCAACCAGCCCCAGUAGCCCGCCUGAGACAACGGACCUCCACAAGGGGUAAACAGCGGCCCCUGUCCAUGCCUGUAGACUCGUGUUUGGGCAUGUCGGAUUCGUCCUCCAGACCCUGCCCUCAAGGGAGGAAAGGAGAGGACAUCCUCCACAGAUACCUGAGUAACGAGCGGAUCGCAUCCAUCUCUGAGGAGGCCCCGUACUUUCCCCUACCCUACAGACCCCUGGAGGGGCGGUCUGGCCAGCUGAUCCAUGGCGUCGACCACAUUAGGGGCUCCCAGUGCUUCAUCAAUGCUGACCUGCACAACAGCACCACCAUCCCAUACCGGGAGGCAUCAUCCAAAAAUUCCCCAGCUACGACUGUGAUCCCUGCUGCUGCUACUCCCAAACAUCCUCCUUCGGAACCCACUUCGAUCCUGGGGGGCUGGCUAGCCCGCCUCAGGCUGCUGAGUCAUUGACGAGUGCCUCGACCCAGUGGAACAUGUCGUCCCCCCCCCACCGUGCCUUUACCUUGCUAUCAUCGAAUAAUGGUCUGGCUACUCUACUCAGUAUUCCGACUUACAGGUACCAAACCUGGAACAUUCUGUUGGAACUUGGAGCGCUAAGCAGCCUUUGGAAGCUCUGACGGAAGGUCUUGCUUAAUUUCAACACCACAUAAUGUAGUGGUAGACCAUUUGGUUGGAUCUCUUGCUACAUUUGAACUCCUCGGGGUGACACAUUUUUCGUUUAGAUUCAAAAUGCUGACAGAUUCUGACAGUGUUCCAUCUUUUGUGGAGGGAUUAAAGAAAAUGCCAAGUAUAAAGAAGUAUUAUAGAAAACAGUGGAGCUUCUGUUUCUGCUCAUUCUCCUUAUCAUGAGAAGGAUUAUAAUUCAGGUUUAGGAAACGUUUGCCUUGCUUCUGUAGGUGAACUCUCCUAUGUGUAAACUGUUAAGUUAUUUAGUUUGUGUCUGUCUAGAGACUUCUUGUAAAUAUGUUUAGAUCUUUUUCAGAAGUUGAUUUGAUUUCAGUUGGAAGUUGAUAUAGAUACAAUGCCUAUCAUUUUUAUUGGAGCUAGUGUGCUUCUCUCUUCAUAGUGUUCCAUGUUAUUAUGCGCUGGAAAUGACUGCCAGAGUUGGCCUUUUUUUAAGCUACCGUGUGUCCAGUGCUGUAACAAACCGUGUCAGUGUGUGUGUGUGUGUGUGUUUGUGUGUGUGUGUGAGUGAGUGUCAGUGAGUGUGUGUGUGUGUGUGUGUGUGUGUGUGUGUGUGUGUGUGUGUGUGUGUGUGUGUGUGUGUGUGUGUGUGUGUGUGUGUGUGUGUGUGUGUCCGUGCGUGUGUGUGUGUGAGUGAGUGAGCGUCCGUGCGUGUGUGUGUGUGUGUGUGUGAGUGAGCGUCCGUGCGUGUUGUGGGUGUGUGUGCGUGAGCGUCCGUGCGUGCGUGUGUGUGUGUGUGUGUGUGAGUGAGCGUCAGUGUGUGUGUGUGUGUGUGUGAGUGAGCGUGUGUGUGUGUGUGUGUGUGUGUGUGUGUGUGUGUGUGUGUGAGUGAGUGAGCGUCAGUGCGUGCAUAUUUUUGUGAAGUUCAGGUAACAUUUAAAAAACAUGUAACUACUUUAUCUCACUAACUGGUCCUCAAUAAAGCUGGUGUGAACAUUGAUGUGUUUCAACACUUACAGGGGCACUGUUUUGAAGCCACCGCACCUCCAUCUUGGCAUUCCUCCAAGGAAGAUAUGGAAAUGCAUUUAUUAAUGUCUACAUUUAGUUUUUACCACAUUUACUAUAUUACAGACACCUUAAUGCAGACAUCUAAAUUAUAUUAUAGGAGCUAAACAUAGAAAUAAAACAUUGAAACAUUGUAUUUUUUUAUACUUAAUUAAAUACAGUGCCUUGGUCCUUGAAACCUUUAAUUGCAAUACUGUAGAAUUCCGCCAAUUCCUAUGGAGGACUGCGCCUACUGGGGAGUGCCAAUAUGGCUGAAUGGUGGCUUCAAAGACUCUCAAUAGCCAAUACAUAGAAAACUCAAUCCAGGGUUUGUAUACAUCAUUGGGUGUGACUCACUGUGAAACCAGAACAUGAUGUCAUGACCAGGAAGACAGUGCCUUAGCAAGAGUAACCAUACAUAAUAAACAUAUGGAGCUGUGAAGCUUGUCUUAAAGGAGGAAAUCAGUGUGGUAAUUCCAAUAAAUGGGUCUCUUUAAUAUAUUUCUGCACCAUAGGACAAGUUUUACGCAUAAAUGUCUAGCAACUCACAAGACUUUGCAAGUGCUUUGCAAUAUGAAUACCUCUGUAAUAGUUUCAAAACUAUAAUAAAAACGUGCAAUUCA
This is a messenger RNA of Oncorhynchus nerka (sockeye salmon), 3716 nucleotides long. Its product is annotated as connector enhancer of kinase suppressor of ras 3-like. Gene Ontology annotation, biological process: regulation of signal transduction. Bases 196 to 1875 code for a protein of 559 amino acids. The record is from RefSeq and is a predicted model, not a curated record. Gene Ontology annotation, cellular component: cytoplasm; membrane. Gene Ontology annotation, molecular function: protein binding. The transcript is spliced from 13 exons. NCBI's taxonomy places the organism in Eukaryota, Metazoa, Chordata, Actinopteri, Salmoniformes, Salmonidae.